CGCAGUCACAAGGGGCGAGCGAGAGGAAGGAAGCCGAGACGACAGCCAUGGAGUUUGAGAAGAGAAAGGCGAAUGCACUUGCAGCCAUAGCAUCAGAAGAGGCAGACAAGUCCCCCAAGGGCACACUAGACACGCCCAUAAUACCUCUCAUUAGGGCCCUCAACCAACACCAUUCCUACUUCACCACCAGCUCCUGCUCCGGCCGUAUCUCCAUCCUCUCUCAGCCAUCCCAAACUACUUCCACCACCGCAACUAAGAAGAAGAAAGCUAGAGGUGGUUCUUGGCUCUUCAUAACCCACGACCCCGCCGAUCCCAACUCGGUUGUCGAUCUUCUCUUCCGAGCCGACUCGACUCCCCCAGACCAGCACGGCGAGCUCGUUUUCAGGUUCGAACCCUUCAUCCUCGCAGUCGAAUGCAAAGACGUCGUUUCCGCUCAGUCUCUGGUUUCCGCUGCCAUUUCUUGCGGCUUUAGGGAAUCGGGCAUAACGAAUGCUCAUAAGCGUAUCAUAAUCGCUGUCAGAUGUUCUAUACGUCUGGAGGUGCCACUGGGAGAGACCGAUCGGAUCAUGGUCUCGCCUGAGUAUGUUCGGUACCUUGUGGGAAUCGCAAAUGAGAAGAUGGAGGCUAAUAGGAAGAGAACUGAUGCUUUUCUCCAGGUGCUGCAAAGCACUGGUCUUUCGGGACCUACGCAGCAGGCGCCGGAGAGCCAGAAGUAUACUCCCGAAAAUGAACAUUGUGACAUGGUUGAUGAACUAGCUGUUGAUUCUACCCAGAUGAAUAUUGAAGGCUGCAAUGCGGAGAGUACAGAUGCCGAUACCCAAAGCGGGUUAUCAAGAGAUACUGGGUGCAGUAUUUCCGUGACCCAGGUAGUUGUUGUUGGGGAACCCGUUGAGAAGCUUUUUCUUUGGGGUCAUUCUUCCUGUACCUUAAACAAUACCAACCACACGAGGAUUUUGGUUUUUGGUGGUUUUGGAGGGGUAGGAAGACAUGCACGAAGAAAUGAUUCUUUAGUACUUGACCCAUUUUCCGGAACGUUAAAGGCCAUUAAUAUUGAGGAACUUCCUUCUCCACGCUUGGGUCACACAUCUUCGGUAAUUGGACAGUAUGUUUUCAUCAUUGGAGGCAGGGGUGAUCCUACGAAAAUUCUGGAUGAUGUUUGGGUUCUUGAUACAGAUAAAAAUAAAUGGACGUUGCUAGAAUGUAACCGCAAUAUUUUCUAUCCUAGGCACAGGCAUGCAGCAGCAGCCGUAGGUUCAAAGAUAUAUGUAUUUGGUGGGCUUAAUAAUGAAAUGAUCUGUUCUUCCAUGCAUGUUCUUAACACAGAGAAUUCAAGGUGGAGCAACAUAAGUAUCUUGGGGGAAUGGCCAUGUGCACGUCAUUCCCAUUCAUUGGUCGCAAAAGGGUCUCAACUUUAUAUGUUUGGAGGAUAUGAUGGGGAAAAACCACUAGGUGACCUUUACAGUUUUGAUACUAAAACAUGUCUGUGGAAAAAGGAGAAGACAGCAGGGAGAGCCCCACAUGCAAGGUUCUCACAUUCUAUGUUUGUCUAUAAGAACUAUCUUGGUAUUAUUGGGGGCUGUCCUGUGAGACAGCAUUAUCAAGAGGUAGCAUUACUAGAUCUCCGCUCCCAUCUUUGGAAGUAUGUGAUGCUCGACUUGGUUGACAAAUGUCUGUUUGUUCGUAGUACAGUCAAUGUUGUUGGUGAUGAUCUUGUAGUGAUUGGUGGUGGUGCAUCAUGUUAUGCCUUUGGUACAAGGUUUACUGAGCCUAUGAAAAUGAGUUUGCUCCCAUUAAUAUCUCCUGAUGAUAUCAUCUUUCCUUCUGACUUGGAUGAAAAAGUUAUCAAGCAUAAGGCUGGAGAGGCAAUUGUGAAGAAUAACAACUUCUUAGUUCCUGAGAGAUAUCUUGGAAAAAUAUUAACUGAGAAUUCAUUCUCAAAUUAUGAGCCUGAUGUAUUUGCUGUGAGUUUUGAACAUCAGAUGAGUGCCAAGCUUUGGGUUCUGAAACUUGGAAGAAAAUAUGCUAAACUGGGGAAGGACAUCCUGAAGAAAUUUGGAUGGUUAGAUCUUGGAAGAAAGGUUUAUUCAUGUGAAGAUGAACUGCUUAUUUGCUUACCUGUUACUGAAAAAUUUUGUGCCAUGUUUAAUGAAAAGAAACAUGAUCUGAAAGAUGCACUUGGUAUAGGUGUUGUGCCAUCUACAGAAAAGGGUGUUCUAAUAAAUGAGUUGUCUUGCCCGGCGGCGUUGAAUUUUUUGUUGGCAUGUGGCGGUUCUAUACUCAAAGAUGAGGUGGUAAGUGUCAGAAAGUCUCCAAGAUCUCCACUAAAGACAAUGAGUGAAGCUGUUGGCUAUUUGCUCAAGGACCAAGGCCUCUCACAACAUUUAUUGGAGCAGUUACCUACUAGGUGGGAGCGUCUUGGGGAUAUUGUUGUGCUUCCAGUAUCAUCCUUCAAGGAUCCAGCAUGGAAUUCAAUUGGGGAAGAACUUUGGUCCAUUGUUGCCAAAUCACUUGGUGCCCGUCGGCUUGCUCGCCAAGGUUGCAUAGCGCCAACUGGAACAAGGGAUAGUACUUUGGAGAUCCUUGUGGGAGAUAACGGAUGGGUUGAUCAUCGUGAAAAUGGAAUUCUCUAUUCUUUUGAUGCAACAAAAUGCAUGUUCUCCUGGGGAAAUCUUUCUGAGAAGCUUCGUAUGGCCCGCCUGGAUUGUAGGGAUGAAGUCAUUGUUGAUUUGUUUGCUGGAAUUGGAUAUUUUGUAUUGCCAUUUCUCAUAAGAGCAAAGGCAAAGCUGGUUUAUGCUUGUGAGUGGAAUCCUCAUGCUAUAGAAGCUCUCCGACGUAAUGUUGAAGUCAAUUCUGUUGCUGAUCGUUGUAUUAUACUUGAAGGAGAUAACCGGGUUAUACCACCUAAGGGGGUUGCUGAUCGGGUCUGCCUUGGUCUAUUGCCAACAAGUGAGGGCAGCUGGCUUACUGCUGUUAGAGCAUUAAGGAGUGAGGGUGGGAUAUUGCAUAUUCAUGGGAAUGUGAAGGACUCAGAGGAGCAGUUAUGGCCAGAACAUAUUGUCAAGUCGAUCAAUGACAUUAUUAAGUCUGAUGGUUAUUGUUGGGAGGUUUCAAUACAACAUGUGGAGAGGGUGAAAUGGUAUGGUCCACAUAUCCGUCAUCUUGUCGCUGAUGUAAGAUGCAAAACAAGUUCAAUGUAACACUGGAUGCUAAGCUGGAUCAAAAUCCAUGAGAAGUCCAAGGGAAUAAUCUCAACAAUCUGACAAAAGAAAUUCCAACAGUUGAGUGGAACUAGAUUUCAGAGCGGUCAGUUGGGUGGUAAUGGAUUUACAGGCUAGCAAUUGUUUCCAGAGGACAGAACUUAGCUGCUGUGGAAGUUGGUCUGUUACAUGUUGAUAUCGUGUUCAAGGUCAUCACAAGUGGAGAUGUACAUUAAUGCAGUUCAAAACUGUAAGGCGUUAAUCAUCAAUCGAUUGGGAUUUCCUCCCUUUUCUCCAACAGUCCCUGCACUUAAAAUGGAAUUGAAUUUUUCAGACAACCUUCGAGGCAUAUUUACACUUGAAAAUUUUGGAUUGGACUGGACAGGACAUCAGAC
Molecule: messenger RNA, 3592 nt
Organism: Telopea speciosissima
Lineage: Eukaryota; Viridiplantae; Streptophyta; Magnoliopsida; Proteales; Proteaceae
Product: tRNA wybutosine-synthesizing protein 2/3/4
Exons: 10
Coding region: 48-3197 (1049 amino acids)
Biological process (GO): tRNA methylation
Cellular component (GO): cytoplasm
Molecular function (GO): tRNA methyltransferase activity; protein binding
Source: RefSeq, a predicted model, not a curated record